AUGACAAGCAGAGCCAAGUCCAAUCGACAUCUAACGAUCGUCAUCAAGCUCGGCACAUCUUCCAUCGUCUCGGAAUCGACACACCAGCCCUUGCUUGCUAUCCUCUCUUCCAUAGUAGAGACAGUCGUCAAUCUGAGGAAGGAUGGACACCGGGUUGUGCUCGUUAGCUCUGGUGCUAUCGGGGUAGGGAUGCGCCGGAUGGGGGUGAAAGAACGGGGCAAGACGCUCGCGGGAGUGCAGGCACUGGCGGCGAUCGGUCAAGGACGACUGAUAGCGCUCUGGGACCAGCUGUUUGCACACCUCGACCAGCCAAUAGCCCAAGUCCUGUUAACGCGGGGCGAAGUCUCAGACCGCACCCGCUAUUUAAACGCAUGCAACACCCUCGCCGAGCUGCUCUCCAUGGGCGUUGUCCCCAUCGUAAACGAGAACGACACCGUCUCCGUCUCCGAGAUCAAGUUUGGGGAUAACGACUCACUGUCCGCUAUUACAGCGGCUAUGAUCCACGCGGACUACCUCUUUCUUAUGACGGACGUGGACUGCUUGUAUACUGCCAAUCCGAGAAAAGACUCGGAGGCGAAACCAGUGUUUGUCGUAGCUGAUGUAGCUCAGAUAAGGCAGAGCGUGAGCGUGAGCUCUCUCGGCUCAGCCCUAGGCACAGGGGGCAUGGAGACGAAGCUGAUUGCCGCCGAGCUCGCUUCUGGCGCAGGGGUGACAACAGUGAUCACCAAUUCCAAGUCACCGUCGAAUAUCGGGGCAAUAAUCAAUUAUAACCUUAAACACGCCCCUGAUUCUCCUGCCUUAACCGCAGCAUCUACAUCCUCGUCAUCCUCCAAUCUGACCUCAAACUCAACCUCAACGACCACUACCACCAUCCUCGUUCCCGCCACCCAAGACCCGCGGCCACCGCACACCAUCUUCCUGCCCAAACCCUCCCCGCUCGCCGACCGCAAAUGGUGGAUCCUCCACGGCCUCCACAGCGCCGGCACGUUGCUGAUCGAUUCCGGGGCUCACCGGGCCCUUUCGCGCCGCGAGAGCGGGGGGAGGCUACUGCCCGCCGGAGUUGUAGGUGUGCGGGGAACGUUCGCGAGCCAGCAGGCCGUGAGAGUUGUUGUUCGCCGUCGGAGGGGGGAAGGAGGGGGAGAGAGGAGGGACUUGCCCACCCCUGGGGAGUACACGCCAGAUCUUACGUUUACGCCUACUGCUGCUUCUGCUUUGCCCAGCGCGAUUGCGCUCCAGCACAGGAUUGCCGAGCUUGCCCCUUCCAACCCUGCUAACCCUGGUUCUCCGCUCCCUGCGGGUCCUGCGGGUGAGAAGGACAAGGAAGAGAAAGAAGAAGAGUGGGAAGAAGUAGAGGUCGGGAAGGGGCUGAGUAACUACAAUUCCUGGGAGAUCGAUAAAGUCAAGGGGUUGAAGAGUUCGCAGAUUGAGAGUAUCUUGGGGUAUGCGGACUCGGAGCAUGUUGCGGGGAAUAUCACGCUGCGGGUGCUAGCUUGACCGGACCAUGGACGUUCAUUGAUUGAUUAAUCACGAGCACUGGAUUGGGCACCGGCACUAGGCAUGUGGGGAAAACGUAAAUUUGGAUAAGAUAAUAUAGCUUGCACCUAUAUUUAUGGACAAAACAGCACAGGAUAGGGGGAAUACAGAGUAUGUAUGCCCAAAGUGAGGUUUUGCUAGCUCUUUGCGAGAGCACUCGUCUUACUCCUGCCGGCUACUCCUCUUUCUCUGCACCGAACAGCCCCUCCCUCUCCGCGCACAGGAGGGCCAUCCCCGCCCCUGGCCCUAAGAGCGCAGCCACGACCGCCGCCCCCACCCACUUCCCGCUCAUAAGUAGCUUCAUCCCCUGCCUGCCCAGCCUGGGGAAGGAGAACAAGACCCCAAACACGGUAGAGAGGAAGACAUAGAUGUUAUCCUGUUUGAAGAAGUUCUUGAGUAGCGUCGGGAGGUACGUUUCGGCCGUUGGGGUUGGAAGGGGGGAGGGGAGGUAGAUCUCCC
Molecule: messenger RNA, 1992 nt
Organism: Dacryopinax primogenitus
Lineage: Eukaryota; Fungi; Basidiomycota; Dacrymycetes; Dacrymycetales; Dacrymycetaceae
Product: glutamate 5-kinase
Exons: 6
Coding region: 1-1494 (497 amino acids)
Cellular component (GO): cytosol; cytoplasm
Molecular function (GO): glutamate 5-kinase activity; ATP binding; RNA binding
Source: RefSeq, a predicted model, not a curated record